Messenger RNA from Oenanthe melanoleuca, 2583 nucleotides. RefSeq names its product general transcription factor IIH subunit 1 (gene GTF2H1). The transcript has 15 exons. The record is from RefSeq and is a predicted model, not a curated record. Lineage: Eukaryota; Metazoa; Chordata; Aves; Passeriformes; Muscicapidae. The coding region runs from base 131 to 1777 and encodes 548 amino acids. Gene Ontology annotation, cellular component: transcription factor TFIIH holo complex; transcription factor TFIIH core complex. Gene Ontology annotation, biological process: transcription by RNA polymerase I; transcription by RNA polymerase II; nucleotide-excision repair.
GCGGCCCGUUCCGGUCACGUGCCCGCCCCGCCCGCCCCAUGGCCCCGGCGGCGGCCGCGGCCCGACCCCCGUAGCGCCGCUCCCGCUCGGAGCAGCUCCCGGCGCAAACCGCACGCUCAUUGUAGCCACAAUGGCAACAUCAUCUGAAGAAGUGCUGCUGAUAGUGAAGAAGGUGCGUCAGAAGAAGCAGGAUGGGGCCCUGUACCUGAUGGCUGAACGCAUUGCCUGGGCACCCGAGGGCAAGGACCGCUUCACCAUCAGCCACAUGUAUGCAGACAUCAAAUGCCAGAAAAUCAGUCCAGAAGGUAAAGCUAAAAUUCAGCUGCAGCUGGUAUUGCAUGCAGGGGACACAACCAACUUCCACUUCUCCAAUGAAAGCACAGCAGUAAAGGAGCGAGAUGCAGUCAAGGAUCUUCUUCAACAACUGUUGCCCAAGUUCAAAAGGAAAGCUAAUAAAGAACUUGAGGAAAAGAACAGAAUGCUGCAAGAAGAUCCUGUUUUGUUUCAGCUCUAUAAAGACCUUGUUGUGAGCCAAGUAAUCAGUGCUGAAGAAUUCUGGGCCAACCGUUUAAGCCUGAAUGCAGGGGAUAAUUCUGCAGCACCUAGUAAGCAGGAUGUGGGCAUCUCUGCAGCAUUCCUGGCUGAUGUACGGCCUCAGACAGACGGCUGCAACGGGCUGAGGUACAACUUGACUUCAGACAUUAUUGAAUCCAUAUUUAGGACAUACCCUGCAGUAAAAAUGAAAUAUGCAGAGAAUGUUCCACAUAACAUGACUGAGAGGGAAUUCUGGACACGAUUUUUUCAGUCUCAUUAUUUUCAUCGGGACAGGCUCAAUACAGGCUCAAAAGACCUCUUUGCAGAAUGUGCCAAACUGGAUGAGAAAGGGUUAAAAGCAAUGGUGUCUCAAGGAGUGAAAAACCCCCUGAUAGAUUUAACAGCUUUGGAAGAUAAAACAUUAGAUGAAGGCUAUGGUGUUGCUUCUGUGGCCUCUACAUCAAAUGCCUCAAAGUCUGCUAGAGAAAGUAGUAAUGCUGCCAUCAUAAAACGCUUUAAUCAUCAUAGUGCCAUGGUCCUUGCAGCUGGCCUCAGGAAACAAGAAGCACAAAAUGACCAUUACAGUGAGACCAGCAGUACGGAUGGAAACUCCAGGGAUUCAGAUUUCUUUCAGCCACCACUGAAAAAGGUAAAACUGCAGGAGGCCAUUGAAUAUGAAGAUUUAUCAAAGAAUAAUAGCGUUAAAACUAUUGCACUAAACUUAAAGAAGUCUGAUAGGUAUUACCAUGGUCCAACUCCAAUUCAAUCACAGCAAUAUGCAACCAGUCAGGAUAUAAUUAAUUCAUUUAAUAGUAUUAGACAAGAAAUGGAAUCAUAUGUACCCAAACUAACUCAGGUUCUUUCAAGUGGUGAUGCUGCCAGCACUAUUGCAGUCCUGUCACCUGGAGGAGCACUUAUGCAGGGUGGAACACAGCAAGCCAUAAACCAGAUGGUGCCAAAUGACAUUCAGUCUGAACUAAAACACUUGUAUGUGGCAGUAGGGGAACUGCUACGACACUUCUGGUCCUGCUUCCCUGUUAACACACCAUUCCUAGAAGAAAAGGUUGUGAAAAUGAGGAGCAACUUGGAAAGAUUUCAGGUUACAAAGCUCUGCCCAUUCCAAGAAAAGAUUCGGAGACAAUAUUUAAGCACAAAUUUGGUAAGUCAUAUAGAAGAGAUGCUGCAGACAGCCUACAAUAAGUUCCACACGUGGCAGUCCCGGCGCAUGCUGAAGAAGACGUGAGGGCACAUCCUGUACAGGUCUGAGAGCAAAGCCUGCAAUAGGGUAGGACUACAGCCUAGGUAUGUGCAGAUCUUAGAGUUGUUGCAGGAAGACCUGCAAGCUGUGGACUUCUGGAAAUGAUGCUAACUGAACUUGCACAUUUUUGAAAAAGAACUGAGAUUAAACUUGAAAACUGGGGAGAAAAACAAGGAAGAACCAAAACGGAAGAGCUGAGGCGCAAAUAUAUUUAAAAGACACUGUUUACUGCAGUUACUCAGGAACUGCUUUUGAUUUGCAUAAAGAGCUGCUUUCAGAAAUAAAAAAAAAAAAAUUUAAAGAGGGUGUAUUAAUAAAAUUUGUUUUUCUGUCUAAUUUUUUUUUUAAGAAGUGUAUGGCACAGGGUAGAUCUCAAAAGUUUUUCUUCACUGGAUUCUGACAUUUUCUUGAAUUCUGUUUGUACUUUCUGCAACAGUUUAACAAUGAUGUUUUAGAACAUAGCCGAGACUGUUUUUGCUUCAAACAUCUGGGAGAGCGUAGCUGUCAGAAGACAAGCUCCUGCCAUAUGUUUCCCCACCAAUUGGAAGCAAGAGACAUUGCACUGAAAGCUGUUCAUGGUCUGGGGUCCCUAAAGGUACACAGGGGCAAACUUUGCCUGAAGUCUUCGAUUUUUAUGCAAAAAUUUUUCAGCCAUCAGUUUUGCAUGUUUCCUUUUGAGUGCAAGUGUGUGCUACUGCAAUCUUUUUUUUUUUUUUAUGGUGGCAUUUGUUCUGAGGAGAGAAUGCAUUUUUAAAAAUGAAGUUAAAUAAAGUUUCUUAUAAAAUAAGUCA